Messenger RNA from Lucilia cuprina (Australian sheep blowfly), 1374 nucleotides. Its product is annotated as putative peptidyl-tRNA hydrolase PTRHD1. Gene Ontology annotation, molecular function: peptidyl-tRNA hydrolase activity. The record is from RefSeq and is a predicted model, not a curated record. The transcript is spliced from 2 exons. NCBI's taxonomy places the organism in Eukaryota, Metazoa, Arthropoda, Insecta, Diptera, Calliphoridae. Bases 118 to 477 code for a protein of 119 amino acids.
GCAGGGCUCUGGCUCUAUUCGUGCAAAACAGCUUUUUUUAUACGUUGUGAUUUUUUUGUAAGAAAGUUUUAAUAAAAUAAAUUUAAUUAAACAAUAUAGCAAAUUGAUUAUAAAGCAAUGUCAAAUAUUGUGCAAUACAUAAUUGUUCGCAGUGACUUGAAAUCUGCCUUAAAUUGGCCUCUAGGAGCCGUAAUUGCUCAAUGUUGCCAUGCUGCUACUGCGGUCAUGCAUUUGCAUGCAGAUGAUGAGGCCACAAAAUCAUAUUUGGCGGGUUUAGACAAUAUGCACAAAGUUGUAUUAGAGGCCAAAGAUGAAGCUGCUCUUAUGAAAUUGGCCAAUAAACUAAAAGAAAAUGAGAUUCAACAUAAGUUAUGGAUUGAGCAGCCGGAAAAUAUUCCCACUUGUAUUGCCAUUAAACCUUACGUCAAGGAAGACGUCCAUAAAUAUGUUAAAAAUUUCAAAUUAUUGAAGGAAUAAACUAAAUAGUAGACAUCGACCAGAAGACUUCGGUUAAAAAGUGCGCGUUCGAUUGUGUUUUUGUAAAAUGUUAGUGUCCGGGAGUGUCGUUUUUCAAUCAGGAACUUUUUUAUUUACCUCAGAACUUUAGAUUUACAUUAUACAGAUAAAAAUAGCAAACGUGAGUGUCGUUUUGUCGGGAAAAUAUUAGGAACUUUUACGUUAAUUAUAAACUUUAGUUUCGCAUUAGUGAUUCGACUAAAAAUACUACAUUUGCAAGGCUUAAGACGAGUAAUAGUAAAUAUUUAGUAGCAGCAAUUAUUUAAUUAAUUCAGAAUCUCAAGACUCAAGAUUUUUCAAGACUCCAGAUAUUUCAAGACUCAAGAUAUUCAAGACUUUAGCUAGAGCUGAAAUGUAAGUUAUUUUUAUUUUUCUUUAUUUUUAUAUUUGUUGUGAUUGUCAGUAGAUUUUGCUCUAUUUUUUACCAAUGACUAUUUAGAACCUAAAUUUUAGAUUAUUGUUUUUUUAUUGCAUUUAUUUAGAGUGGCAUUGCUAAAUAUAAUUUGCUCUAUAAAAGGAUUUAUAAUAUCUACAUAAAUACGUGCCCAAAAACUAGAAUAUUCACUAAAAUAAAUAUAUUUUAGUGAAAUAUGUAGCACUGAAAGAUUAAAGGAUUUUUAAUUUUCGAUUUUGACAAAACAUUUCAUAUUAUAACGCAAAAUCGUACUUAGGUUAUAAUAGUUUUUAAUUAAAUAAAAAAUAUUUUAUACCUAUGUACCUAUAUGUUUUUUGAGAUUAACUACUUGUGUGAUUUUUAUUAAGAUACAAAUUUGCAAAAAUAUCAGUUUGAUUAUACAGAUAUUCCACAUUAAAGAAACAUAUAAAUUUACAUAUAUAUACAUAUAUUUUAAAGUCAAA